AUGAAUCAUAUUUAUUCAUUCAUACUUUCAUACGUUUACUCACCUUACUCUCUAACCCACCCUCAGCUUAUUCUCUCAACCCUCACGUCUACCCACCCUAGCUAUCUCCAACCACCUCACUUACUCUCCACCCUCAGCUUAUUUUCAGCCCUCAGCUUACUCUCUCAAACCCCCUCAGUUAUCUCUCAACCCACCUCAGGUUAUUCCCAACCACCCCAGCCCUCAGCUUACUCCAAAACCCACCCUUCAGGUUACUCUCCCAACCCACCCACAGGUUAUUCUCACAACCCACCUCAGCUUACUCCUCAAAACCCACCCUCAAGCUACUCAAGAACAGCGUCAGCUAUUCUCAAACCCAAAGCAGAAGCUUACUCCCCAACCACCACAGCUAUAGAAAACAGAGAGAACAGUUACUCUAGCCAAAACCACCCUAGCUUAAAGAAAGAACCCAGCCUGCAGUUACUUUCCAACCCACCUACAGUUACCUCAACAAGACAAGUUAUUCUCCCAACCCAGCCACAGUUACUCCAACCCACCCUAAGCACCUGCAAAAGCCACGCUGACCCAACGGACGAUCACAUCGACAAAGACUCACCCACACACGACAGUACGCGGACACAAGCAACAAACAUCCGCCCACAAGACCCACCGAGACACUCCGCCACUAAGAAGAAGCCAAGCCAAGAGAGCGGAGCCACAUCACCCACCACAACUCGCAAGAGCAACCAAAGCGCAACGCCCACGUCACAAGCACAGCCCGCCACAACCAGACAACUCCGCCAGAAAACGAACAGAAGAGGAAUAAAAAGAGCGCCACACAAGACAAGGAAACGCCAGAGCACCACAUAA
Molecule: messenger RNA, 849 nt
Organism: Penaeus monodon (black tiger shrimp)
Lineage: Eukaryota; Metazoa; Arthropoda; Malacostraca; Decapoda; Penaeidae
Product: extensin-like
Exons: 2
Coding region: 1-849 (282 amino acids)
Source: RefSeq, a predicted model, not a curated record